Molecule: messenger RNA, 543 nt
Organism: Solea solea (common sole)
Lineage: Eukaryota; Metazoa; Chordata; Actinopteri; Pleuronectiformes; Soleidae
Product: interferon beta-like
Exons: 5
Coding region: 1-543 (180 amino acids)
Biological process (GO): defense response
Cellular component (GO): extracellular region
Molecular function (GO): cytokine receptor binding
Source: RefSeq, a predicted model, not a curated record
AUGGCGUCCUCUGUGAUCUUUCUUGUUCUUCUGCAGCUGUGUGGCCUCCAGCUGAUGCUGGUUGCGAUGCCAACUUGUAGGAUGAGGGAGAACCUGGUCCGGACCAGCCACCACCUGCUCAGAGACCUGGGGGGGCCAUUUCCUGUCCACUGCCUGCAAUACAACGUCAACAUCUCCUUCCCAGACUCCGCCCUGCCUGCCACCACAGCCAAUCAUGCUCAGUGCCGCCGGGCAUUAUGGGUAGUGUAUGAGACACUCAACGAGACACAGCUGAUCCUCCAGAACAACCACUUACCUGUUGGAGGGGGCGGAGUCACCUGGGACGAAGGGAAACUCGAUACCUUCAUGAACCUGCAGGAGCGACUGCUGGAGGAGGGAAGCUGUCUCUCCACUGGUCCACAUGCUGUGUCGUCUUAUUUCAGUAACGUCACAGCUGUUCUGCAGCACAAGGAAAGCGCUGCCUGUGGUUGGAUGGCUCUGAGGAGAGACGUUCUCAGGGUCCUAAAGAUCGUCCUGCACAAACACCACAACUGCUUCCUUUAA